This is a messenger RNA of Terrapene triunguis (Three-toed box turtle), 1162 nucleotides long. Its product is annotated as ly6/PLAUR domain-containing protein 5-like. The transcript is spliced from 5 exons. Gene Ontology annotation, cellular component: plasma membrane. Lineage: Eukaryota; Metazoa; Chordata; Testudines; Emydidae. The record is from RefSeq and is a predicted model, not a curated record. Bases 50 to 1162 code for a protein of 370 amino acids.
CACGGAUCCCAGGGAGUUUGCAUCUCUCCGAGCCGGGCUCUCUGGGGCCAUGGGGGGCCCUGGGGCGGGACGUGGGGCGCCGGCGGUGGCACUGCUGGCAGUCCUGGCUUCUGCUCUGCUGAUCCCAGAGGCCGGCUCCCUGCGCUGUCACAGCCACAGCUCCGUCCUGCUCCGCGACCGGGGGGGUAAACGCCUCGACAGCAUCGUCACCCACAAUGGCACCGAGUCCUGCGCCCCGGCCCACAGCGCCUGCAUGGAGGCUGCCGUCACCCUCAGCGCAGGGGGCAUGUCCGUGACUCUGAUCCAAAGGGGGUGCAGAGAUGGACACCCCAAGGGAGGGACCGAACCCCCCGCUGCGCCCAGCAGAUUCCUCCACAUCCAGGCCGAUGUGCGCUACUGCCAGUCUGACCAGUGCAAUGCCAAGGGGCUGGGGCUGGGGCGCCCCGGCCAGGGCACAGCUCCGGCCCCCGAUGGCCCCACCCAGUGCUACGCCGGCCUGAGCCUCGGCCCCCAGCCCCACACUCUGGAGCGGGUGACGUGUGACGGGGACGAUGCCCGCUGUUACCAUGGCAAUGUCACCCUCACAGCAGGGAAGCUCACGGUGCCCAUCUUCGUGUGGAGCUGCCAGGCCCCGUCCUGCGCCGUACCGCCCAGCCGCCACGUCGGCCCCCUGCAGCUCAGCCAGGCCGGCGCCUGCUGCGCCGGCAGCGACUGCAACGGGCAGAGGGUCCUGGCACAGGUCUCUGGAAACGUCAGCCAUGACCCCCUCGCCAACACCGCGGCCAGGAAAGACCACAAACACCCCGGGCGCAGCCACGGCACGGCUCCCACGAGGCCGCCCUACCCAGAUGAACACACGGAGACACGUUAUCCGGACCUAGACGCCAGCGACGACUUCACGGAGACACGUUAUCCGGACCUAGACGUCAUCGGCUACGACAACCGCACGGAGCCAUCCGACCCCGGCUACAAGGGGGACCUGCCCCACAGCACCCGCCCCCGCGCCCGCCCCACCGAGCCCGGCAAGAAAAACAGCUACCCCAAAUCCACCGUCCGCCCCGGCCACAAGCACCCCAAUCCCGGGGCCCAGGGCUCCCAGGCGCCCGGCCUACGCCUCUGCCCCCUGCUGGUGGUGCUGGGGAUAGCCCACCUGGGGCUGUGA